CUCCCUCUCCCGCCGUUCUUUGUCUUGCUCUCCCGGACGCCAUGGCCGGCGAGAAGCCCUCGACGGCGGAGCACGAGAAGACGAUGAAGAGCAAGAAGGGGAGAGUAACUCGCUCCUCUGUGUCGUCCAAAUCGUCCCGGAAGGAUUCUCUCAAGUGGGGUAAUGCUCUCAAGGCCGAUGACGAUCCGUUCGCUCUCUUCGCCGGAGGGGAAGAAGGAGGAUUUUUAUCGCUUGAGGAGAUUGAUGAGUCGGAGUAUGGAUUCAUUGGUGGAGCUACGGAGCUUGUGGGCGAUGAGUUUGAGCGUCCGGUUUCUAGGAAGUUGAGGAAACGGAAGAGGAAAAGUGUGGAUGAGGACUUGGGAGGUGAGGGAGGAGAAGAGAGGAAGGAGGAGGAUGGGAAGAGUAAGAAGAAGAGGAAAAAGAAGAAGCAAAAGAAGAAGGAGAGCUCGUCGAAGGGGAGCGAAGAGAGCAAAGAAGGUCUUGUUGAAGGAACGGUCCAAGAUAUUGUUCCAGUGGUUCUUGAUGCACCCAUGGAUAAUGAUGUGAAGGAAGAUACUAAAGAUGAUUUGCUUCUUGCGGAGGAUGAAUUUUAUGCAUGGAAAGAACUUAGACUUCAUCCUUUGCUCAUGAAAUCAAUUCAUCACCUUAGAUUUAAAGAACCUACACCUAUACAGAAAGCUUGCAUCCCUGCUGCAGCCCAUCAGGGAAAGGAUGUAAUUGGUGCUGCAGAGACAGGUUCCGGAAAAACUCUUGCUUUUGGGCUGCCUAUUCUUCAACGCCUUCUUGAAGAGCGUGAGAAGGCUGCCCGAUUUAUUGAGGGAGAAGUAAAAGCUGCUGAGGAAGUUAUAAGGGGAGGUCCUCUUCGGGCUCUUAUUGUUACACCAACUAGGGAGCUCGCCUUGCAGGUCUCUGAUCAUCUUAAAUCAGCUGCAAGAUUUACACAUUUUCAAGUUCUUCCUAUUGUUGGUGGUAUGUCUACUGAAAAGCAGGAAAGACUUUUAAAAAGAAGACCAGAAAUAAUUGUUGGAACCCCAGGAAGGUUAUGGGAGCUCAUGUCAAGAGGAGAUGUACACCUUGUCGAGUUGCACUCGCUAUCCUUCUUUGUGCUGGAUGAGGCUGAUCGAAUGAUUGAGCAUGGCCAUUUUCAUGAGUUACAGUCUAUCAUUGACAUGCUUCCAACAUCUAGCACCUCUGCUGAUUCAAGCUCUCUGUGCAAAACUAUUCCAAGUGUUCAGCGGAAGAAACGGCAAACAUUUGUCUUCUCAGCCACAAUAUCUUUAUCAGAUAAUUUUCGCAAGAAACUAAAGCGUGGCUUGACUGCUCCCAAAACAGCUACAACUGGUGGGCUUAGUUCAAUAGAAACACUGUCAGAGCGAGCUGGAAUGAGAGCCGAUGCUGCAAUUGUUGAUUUGACAAAUGCUUCUAUUAUGGCUGACAAACUUGAAGAGUCAUUUAUUGAGUGCAAUGAAGAUGAUAAAGAGGCCUAUCUCUAUUAUAUUCUAAGUGUUCAUGGCCAUGGUAGGACUAUUGUUUUCUGUACAUCAAUUGCAGCUUUACGGCGCAUUUCUUCUAUUAUGAACAUUCUUGGCAUCAAAGCCUGGAGCCUUCAUGCUCAAAUGCAACAAAGGGCUCGCUUAAAGGCAAUGGAUCGUUUUCGUGGGAAUGAAAACGCAGUUCUGAUUGCUACUGAUGUUGCUGCAAGAGGUCUUGAUUUUCCUGGCAUACGGACUGUUGUUCAUUAUCAGUUGCCCCAUUCAGCUGAAGUUUAUAUACACAGAAGUGGCAGGACUGCACGUGCUUCCGCUGAUGGCUGCUCUAUUGCAUUGAUUUCUCCUAAUGAUAAAACAAAGUUUUCUACGCUUUGUAGAUCAUUAUCCAAGGAAAGCCUUAAAUGUUUUCCGGUAGAUAACUCUUACAUGCCUGAAGUAAUGAAACGUCUUUCUCUUGCACGGCAAAUUGACAAAAUUUCGCGGAAUAACUCCCAGGAGACUGCAAAGAAGAGGUAUGAACGGGUUGCUGAAUCUGUAGGGUUGGAUUUAGAGGAAGAUGGAAGUGAGGAUGAAAGAGUGCAUGCUCAUAAACAAAAGAAACUCAGCUCUGCUCAUUUAAAGAAGUUGCAGCAGGAGCUCAACGAUCACCUGUCAAAACCUCUACAACCAAAAUCAUUCUCGUACCGCUUUUUGGCUGGGGCCGGUAUUUCUCCUCUUCUUCAGAAGCAACUGGAAGAAUUGUCAAAGAAGCCCCCGGUUAGCAAGACAAAUUCAAAGGAGAAGCGACCUGGACUUGUGGUCAUAGGCCAGGAUUGCCUCGAACCACUUCAGGCCCUUCGAACUUCUGGCCGUGAGGUUUCUGUUACCGGUGAAAAAGCAAGAGAAAUGCGAAAGACAGCUGAGAAUUUAAAAAGAAAACGUCGAGAGGAGAAAAAGAGUGCUCGCGAGCAACGUAGGAAGAAAAACAAAAGUCAAAAGGAGGCAAUGAAAUGAAACCAUUUAUUACACAAUUUUGGAGAAAUCUUUCUGAACAAAGAGCAAGAUUGUCAUAUACUUCUGUUCUGAGCUUUCAAUACUGCAUCUGAGAGGGUGGGAAUUGAAGACUUUUUUUUUUUUAACUUAAAAUGAUCUUUGUUUAUGUUCUGCUGAUCAAUAAAUCUUUGUAUUUCUUCUGUCAAGAACUGAGAAAACAUAAUUAUUCAUUGUAAUCCUCCUGUCAAUCAAAUGUAAUGACAAGUAUGCCCCUAUGAUUUCCUGCAUGAUAGAAAAAAUAUAUGUUGCUUGAAAUUUGUAUUCA
Dioscorea cayenensis subsp. rotundata (Guinea yam) is the source of this 2787-nucleotide messenger RNA. Its product is annotated as DEAD-box ATP-dependent RNA helicase 13. The transcript is spliced from 15 exons. The coding region runs from base 42 to 2483 and encodes 813 amino acids. NCBI's taxonomy places the organism in Eukaryota, Viridiplantae, Streptophyta, Magnoliopsida, Dioscoreales, Dioscoreaceae. Gene Ontology annotation, cellular component: nucleolus. Gene Ontology annotation, molecular function: RNA helicase activity; ATP binding; nucleic acid binding. The record is from RefSeq and is a predicted model, not a curated record.